UACUAGUAUAGUAAUGCAGACCGACUUGAAAUGUCAGUGAAGGCGCGGAACACUAUUUAUUCGGUUAAAGCAGCAGGGUGUCGACAUUUUUCCUAUUUGUUGUGCAACCAGGGAGGCUGCUUUAGGAAACAGACUCACAUGUUUACUUAUUGUGUAUCAGACGGAAAGAAAUAUUCGGAAAUAGAGACAUUUUCUUUUCGACAAGUCAACGUCCAGACGUCAGAACGUGGGGCCACGACACGUCAAGUCGACGAAAGGCUAGGACUAAGUACACAUGUACGAGGACCACGGACCAUUUAUUUACACACAGAGUAGUAGACCUAGGAGCCUGGCGAUUGUCCGACUCAGUACAGGCUGGUCUGAAGUCUGCAUAUAGGGGCUAUCACAAACUUAAUUUGGUCGGCCGUGUUGCACAUCAAGUUGUAAUUAUUUGGUAAUUCAGUAUCACCCGUCGACCUCUGAAUUAAAUCAUGAGUGUGAGUGAAAUGCUACGAGGCUUACCAAGCCACAACGAAAACAACUUCAGUCGCUUCCACAGUGAAGGCAGUCGGAGUACGGUGAGUUGCCAGAGUAAGAAGCCAGCUGUGUAUCUUCCAACAAAAGAUUUCCCCUCAGAACAAGUCAUUACGACGGAGAAGACGAACAUUCUGCUGAGAUAUCUCCACCAACAAUGGGACAAAAAGAAUAAUCAAAAGAAGAGAGAUACGUCCAGUGCAAACAUGGAGUCGGACACCUCCCCUGCUCGGAAGAUACCACGGCUAGACUCCACUUCAGGCAACUGUGGUUGAGACCUGUCUUUGUCGCAUGUAUUCAAAUCUGUAAACAGCUCAACCUUAUUUAAAAAGUGCUUCAGAUGUUAUUGUUUUGAAAGAUUUAAUUGCAAGAAUGAACCACACAAGAAAGCAACCUGCAUUUUGACAUCCCAAGAGAUCCAUGUUGUGAGAAUGCAUGCAUCUGCUAUUGGUAUUGUGGAUUGUGCUAUCAGUGUGAUUUGUGUGGAUGGCAUUGAAGAGGAGUUAAGAGCCCUUUUCCAUUAUGAGGAGGACCAGGACUCAUCUAUCCUCUAGCUGUUUUUUCAUACAUCAUAUAUCUGAUUAACCCUGACCAUGCUUCAUACAAGACUCGUAGGCACUCAUUGUAGUUACACCCAUGAGAGUGAAACACUAACAGUAUUCUGUCGGCAUAAAACAGGUUUCCACAACAAGAUAUUGGCCUUCCUAUGAAACAGGUUGAAUGUCUAAGUCACUGGCUCGCUUCUGUCACCGGUGCCAGUUUCAUGCGUGCUGUGCAACGUCACGGGUUUGAUUGCAUUACUACAAAAAUACUUUUUUCCUCUAUUCAAACACACAGCUAGCUACAUUAAAAUGGACUGGAACUUGUUUUUUUUUUCAAUUCUAUAUUUCACUUUUCAGUUUAACCAGUUUCAUUACCAGUUUAAUUGACCGAUGUCCUUUUUUUCUUUUAGCAAUUUGUGUUGUUUUAUGCCAUUAGCAAAUUUUCAUAUUUCGGAGAGCAACAGUGAUUUCACUUUGGACAAGAGUUUUUAAUGUCAUAAGGGCUAUAAGACCCAUGAUUGGAGGUAGAUGCUUUAUACAUGCACACUGCUUUGUACGCAUAUUGUCCAAAAUGUGCGUGAUAACUUUUCAUCCGAAUGUGCACAACCAAAUGUGGCCUACAUGUAGCAUGGGAAUAAGGCGCUUAGCAAAGGAGUGGAGCAUCGGCUGAGCUACUCUGUCACCACUGGCAUUGUAGAUGAGCACAGAUCCACAGCUGUCUUGAACUUUUUCUGUGCUGCCCCAAAAAGGUAAACUGUGUAUACUGUAAAUAUUCUGUAUAUAUUAAAAUAACUAGAUACAUGUGCAAAAUGCAUGUACACUUUCAUGUACAAUACGCUGCUACCAGUGCAAAACAUAGUAAUGAAAAUAUAAUUACCGGAAAUGGGUCACUUGGGAGACAUUCCCAUAGGAGCGUGCACAAAAUUUUUUCAAACUUUACCGUCCCAUAAUUCAAUAUUCCCUUAUCCGAUCUUAACGAAACUUUGCCUUUCAGACCCUAAUCAGACCCAUCUCUCAAAAUGUGGAGAGUAAAAAUUUUCCUGGUUGACAUUGAAAUGUCUCCCUAAUGACCGAUGUCUCCAAAUGUUGAAAAAUUUACCACAAAAUGUUUCCCAAGUGACCUAUUUAGAAAUAUAUAAAGCAAAGCACAAAACCAAAGUUGACGCGUGUCUGUGUUAUAAGGUUGGUAUUUUGCUCCAGAACAGUAAAUUACAGUAAAAAUGAUGCUGCAUAUUUCCCCAAUUCUUGUUGAAAGCAUGUGUGUAAGUUCAACCCCAUGAUACAAGUUACUGGAAGAUUGUAUACAUAGUCAAUGUAAUAUUGUAACAUUUUAUGGAACUGUUAUCAAAUUAUCAAUUUCUGGUUCUGUGUUCAUUUAGGCUUGUGUCAGAGAGAGAAGUGGUCAUAAUUCAUACAAAGUCAGGAAAGGUUCUGCACGUGUCGCUGUGGUCCUAAACCAUUGCAUCCUGUGGCCUGAUGUGACGGAGCUCACUCAGUGAAAACAAUAAAUUUGCUGUAAAGCCUCAAAAACGUGACAGAUUUUCCUUCAGAGAUCCCCCGGUAUAUUCAGUAUUCACAAAUCAGUAAGGGUCCAAGCACUUGAGCACCCCUGUACUACAUGGGAGCUGGCUGCCUUAGUUUUGCCUCAGUAUCAGUUGUGAUUUACAUGUCAACGAAUGGCCCAACAGACGAUCUGUAUAGCCCCUACACAACAUUUAGUGUCACAGGAUUUUUGUCAGGUCAUGGGAACUGAAACAGCUGUUGGUUUUUCUUGUGUGUUUUUUUUUUCAUUAAAACAGGCCUUUACUCAUUCAUCCAUGACUUUGCAUUUUUUCCCCCACACAUAAUGGCCUCAUCUGUGAAAUUUUCUUCAUGUGUAGUAAUGUACAUGUACCAACGUACGCUAUCUUGAAUUUGAGACUACAUUUUCAGUUUGAGAGGUGGUCUUGCAUCUGAAAUUAUGGUUUGGGCAUGAAUAAAUGAAUAUCUUCUCUUUGUAGCGUGAGCAACGUUUGGCUAUAAAUGACAUCAACUGUGUAUUAUUUGCUGGUCAUUUUGACGUGUGUAUAUUUAAUGCUGGUUGUGACAGUUACAUAUUUAUACAGUAACCAGCUUGCAUGUGGUCUAUGGUAAACCAAAACAUCGGAAUCCAAGUCAAAACUUCAGUUUCUAAAAUAUGGAUGAUGUCAUCAGGUGGGCUCAUUUCAUGUAAAUAAUGCUGCUCAGUCGCCUUGCGCCUGCAUGUUACAUCCCCGCUGAGGAGAUGAUGCAGUAUCCCAUCAGAAGCAGAACUAGGGAACGGCCUGUGACGAUUUGCUCAUUUUGGGCGAAAAAGGACCCAAGAAACUAACAGUGUUUUAUUCAAGACUUAAGACCACCACAAGAAUACAAGACCUGUAGACUGAAUUCAAGUCACAAGCUAUUCAAAUGAACUGUCACAAAAGCAUUCCUUUGUCAUUGUUAACCCUGUCUGGUCUUGCCUUUGGUGUUGUGAUGGUCUCCACUUAACACUGAAAACUAAGGAUACCCCCACCCCAUUCCUCUUCCCUCCCCUCCCCUUCUCCAACACAGCAAACUGUCAAACAAGACAAGGAUUUGCUCACAUUCUUGAAGUGUACCACAUCAUUGAUGAUCCAAAUACAGGAAUGGACCGCUCGGCAAAUAGCCAUAGAGAAGUGAGCGCAUGAGUUAACUGAAUGCUUUAGACACAAGCUAUAAACCAGUCUUUGCUGCCAGGAACAGGUGAAUUUCUUUGCCUUGUAUGAAGUGUAUACUGUCGGUGUGCAUCAUUAAUUUAUAACAUUAAUACAAUAAAGCAUACACUACUGUUUAAUCCUUA
Molecule: messenger RNA, 3894 nt
Organism: Acanthaster planci (crown-of-thorns starfish)
Lineage: Eukaryota; Metazoa; Echinodermata; Asteroidea; Valvatida; Acanthasteridae
Product: DET1- and DDB1-associated protein 1-like
Biological process (GO): positive regulation of proteasomal ubiquitin-dependent protein catabolic process
Cellular component (GO): Cul4-RING E3 ubiquitin ligase complex
Source: RefSeq, a predicted model, not a curated record